Molecule: messenger RNA, 375 nt
Organism: Aspergillus aculeatus ATCC 16872
Lineage: Eukaryota; Fungi; Ascomycota; Eurotiomycetes; Eurotiales; Aspergillaceae
Product: nuclear transport factor 2 family protein
Exons: 6
Coding region: 1-375 (124 amino acids)
Biological process (GO): protein import into nucleus
Cellular component (GO): nuclear pore central transport channel
Source: RefSeq, a predicted model, not a curated record
AUGUCCGCCUUCAGUGAAAUUGCCCAGCAAUUCGUCCAGUUCUACUACCAGACCUUCGACGCCGACCGCUCCUCCCUGGCCGGACUCUACCGCGACCACUCCAUGCUCACCUUCGAGACCAGCUCGAUCCAGGGUGUUUCCAACAUCGUUGAGAAGCUGACCAGCCUCCCCUUCCAGAAGGUUGUCCACAAGGUCAACACCCUCGACGCUCAGCCCUCCAGCCAGGAUGGUAGCAUCCUGGUCAUGGUCACCGGUGCUCUCUUGGUCGACGAGGAGCAAAACCCCAUGAACUACACCCAGAGCUUCAACCUCAUCCCCGAGAACGGCAGCUACUACGUCCAGAACGACAUCUUCCGUCUGAUUUACAACGCAUAA